ACUCCAGGAAGUGUCUGGCUCCGACGCGACAGUUGUCACAUAUAGCAUAGCUUGCCAAUACCGGGAAAAGACAGGAGAAACAACUUACAUAAGGAACUCGCUGCCAAUCAGAUUUAUUUUUACUACAAAACUAUAUUUGAUUCAACUAAACUUCCGCAUCACUGGGAGGCUCACUGGGACGUGGUGCGUAAAAGGACUCUUCACGCACCAGACAAUUGGAAUAAUAUGACCAUUGGCCAUGUCCAUUUAGCUGAACCAACAUUUAUUUUUUUAGAUAUAUGAUAAUAUAGACUAUUUUAUUUGUAGACAAAGUCUGAGAAGAACGAAAAAGGGGAAAGAUGUUCCCUUUGCCUAUGUUCACCCCGGAACAAGUGGCUCGGGUGUGCGAGAACCUCGAGGAGACCGGCGACAUCGAGCGCCUGGGGCGGUUCUUAUGGUCCCUGCCUGAUGCUGUCCCUGGCUCCGCCGGGGAGGCUCUCAACCGCCACGAGUCAGUGAUGCGCGCCCGGGCGCUGGUCGCCUUCCACGGAGGAAACUUCGAGGCGCUUUACCAGAUCCUCCAGAGCCACCGCUUUACACGCGAGUCUCACGCCAAACUCCAAGAUCUGUGGCUGGACGCGCAUUACCGCGAGGCAGAGCGGCUCCGGGGCCGUCCCCUGGGACCGGUGGAGAAGUACCGUAUCCGAAAGAAGUUCCCACUGCCUCGCACCAUCUGGGACGGCGAGCAGAAGACGCACUGCUUUAAGGUGAGACACCAAGCUGAGAGAACUCGUAGCCUGCUCAGGGAGUGGUACCUCCAGGACCCCUACCCAAACCCGUCCAGGAAACGGCACCUGGCCCAGGCCACGGGACUCACGCCUACACAGGUCGGCAACUGGUUCAAGAACCGACGCCAGAGAGACAGGGCCGCGUCGGCAAAGAACAGACUGCAACAGGACCCCACCCACCUGCCUUCCGGAUGCUCCCCUGAGGGUUCUGUCCAGGAGCGCCACUCCCACCACCCCCGCCUGCUGACUGCCUCCCCCUGUCACCCGGGCAGCCCCGAGGCCAGCGACUGCAGCACUGGCACCGACCCUCGGGGCACUGGAGCCUCCACCCCCGACAUCUCCGUCAGCAGCGACAGCGAGUUUGAAUCCUGAGGUCGGGUCAUUGAGUGCAGCUGGAGAGAGGCUCUAAUUGGUUGAGUCCUCAAGGGAGAUGCUAUUAUUGGUUUUCAGCCAGGAAGCCCCGGCCCCACAGAUAUAGAGACAAUAUAGACACUGUAGAAGUACUAUCUGUCUGUGAGUUGGGAUUGAACACAUUGACAAAAGACUUGAUAUGGACACUUGAUGUGGUUGCUAAUGGAAGAAUGGGGAAGGGGGGGGUUGGGGAUUGGACCAUUCACAAACACAUGCACUUAAAAUGCACCAUCGCACACGACUGUGAGGUACACGGUUAUUUACAGUGCCUUGCAAAAGUAUUCACUCCCCUUGGCGUUUUUGCUAUUUUGUUGCAUUACAACCUGUAAUUUAAAUGUUUUUUUAAAUUUGGAUUUCUUGUAAUAGACAUAC
Molecule: messenger RNA, 1550 nt
Organism: Oncorhynchus gorbuscha (pink salmon)
Lineage: Eukaryota; Metazoa; Chordata; Actinopteri; Salmoniformes; Salmonidae
Product: homeobox protein SIX6-like
Exons: 3
Coding region: 339-1139 (266 amino acids)
Biological process (GO): eye development; regulation of transcription by RNA polymerase II
Cellular component (GO): transcription regulator complex; nucleus
Molecular function (GO): DNA-binding transcription factor activity, RNA polymerase II-specific; RNA polymerase II cis-regulatory region sequence-specific DNA binding
Source: RefSeq, a predicted model, not a curated record